AUGGACAAAGAUUAAGAGACUAAUAAUUUGGCUAGCACUCCUAAAAAUUCUAUAUAAGACUCUCCAUUAGAUUAUAAAGUAGAAGAAACAGAUUCAUUUUGGAAUUACAAUCUAAGACAAAAAGAAAAUCUUAAUUUAUAAAAGAUAUUUGAAUUUAAGCCCAAAAGUGAAGAAUUAAUUUAAUAGAUAGAGCAAAAUAUUAAAUUUCUAUUAAAGCCAUAAAUUGAUUAGGUAUUAAUAUUUACAAUCUAUAUUAUUAGUUUUUAAAAAUUAAUAAAAUAAAUGUAAAAUUGCUUAAAUAUCCAAAAAUUGAAUGGAUACCUUUAACAAAAUAAGUUUAAAAAGUCAAAAAAUCAAAUAUACCAAUUGAUACUUAAAUCUAUUUACUAUUAAACUACAGUCAGAAUACUAUAAUACAUAAUAUAUCACCAUAGACGAUGCAUUAAUAUACAACCUACCUUCAAAUUGACUAAAAUAUAAAAGUAUAUAUUCUUCUAAUAUAGAGAUUGGAAGUUUAAGAUAUUAAUUUUAAAUACAAUUUUACUACAGAUUUAAGAGAAAAAUUUAAAUUGGAGAUUCUCAAAAUUUCUAGAGAUGUUUGGAGAUCUUAAGAUGGUAUAAUAUAAAUGAUUGAAUUAAAUUCAAAAUAUUCUCUGCAUAAUUUUGACAUAAGUAAAUUUAUCUUCUAUUUAUUUAGUAUAAUUAUAUUCAUUAUAUUUAUUUAUUGUAGAGUAAUAAAAUAUUUCACAUUUAAAUUUAGAAGAUCUAUAAAAAUUUUUAAAAGAUUAAAUGUAAAAAAAGAAUAUUUCUUUAAAAAUAAACUUAUAUUCAUUAGGUAUAAUUUUUCUUUAAUUACAAAAUAAAUAAUUUGUUAAGAUAAAACCAACAAUUUUCCAAAAAAUAAAUUGCAUUUAAUAAUUUAACUUGAAUAAAAUUUAAUAAUUAUCUUACAAAUCAUAUUAAACUAAUGAGUAUAUAAAUAAAGAAAAGGCUUUUUUGUGUAAUUCUUGUUUAAAAUUUUCAUCUAAAUGUAAUUGUAAAUUUAAUAAUUAAUUAUCUUAACUAAGAAACUUAUUAGAUUAUUGCUAAGCUUUGAAUUAUAAAGUAAAUGGUAAAAAAGUUAUUUGGGUUAAUGAUGUUUUGUAAUAUAAUAUGAAAUUUGCAUGUAGUAAUAAAUGUUACAAAAAUCCUAGUAAUUAUAAUCAAAUUAAAAAAAACAAUAUACCUCAACAUCUACUUGACAUGUAAAAAACAUUAAAAAUUGAUUAAGAUCCUUGUAUUUUAGCUAAAAUACUUAAAUUAGAUUGUUUAUCAAUAUUCCUUUUAGCUAAACAUAAAUAUAAUGAAUUAAGAGAAGAAUAUAUUAAAGCUUUAAAUUAAAUCUAAAGAAUCAAAGAUUAAAACGCCUUAAUUAAUAAUCCAUAUAAAUCUGCAUCAUUAUAUAUAUCCUGUUGUCAUAAAUAAGAUUUUCAAUGUGAAUAAUGCAAAUGUGAAAUAUUUUGUUCAAAAUAUUGUGAUUGUCCUACCAAUUAAUGUCUUAAAAAGUUUAGAGGUUGUAAUUGCAAGGAUCGAUGUUCCUCUGAUGGCAGAUGUUCUUGUAGAAAAGAUAAUAUGGAAUGCGAUCCUUUGAUUUGCAAAUGCUGUAGUACUGAUUCUAAUUUUAUUUGUUCCAACACAUAAAUACUAAUAAAUAAUGUGAAACCAACACUUUUAGCUAGAUCUACAGUUUGUAAUGGACUUGGACUAUUUUCAAAAUAAUUCAUUAUGAAAGGAGAAUUGAUUAUUUUUUAUAUAGGGGAAGUUUUAAUUGAUGAUGAAGAUGAAAUUAGAGAUUAAUUUGAUGAUACAUUCUCCUUUUAUAAUUACUAAUUAAGUGAUGAGAGAUAUUCAUUAGACAGUAGAUUUUGUGGAAAUGAAAGCAGAUUCAUAAAUCAUAACAGCCUAAAUUUAAAUAAUUGUAGAACAAAUCAGAUUUUUACUUGUGGUAUAAUAUUAUUUUUUAUUUAGGGUAAUAUCAAUUGGCUAUUUAUGCCAUAAAAAAUAUAGAUCCAGAAUAAGAAAUCUUAUUGAAUUACAAUGAAGGAGAGUCACUUAAUAAAGAAAUUCAUAAUUGGAAUGAAUAAUAAUAAUAGUACUGGAAUUAUUUAUAAAAUACUAUUACAAGAGAAAGAUGA
Paramecium pentaurelia is the source of this 2174-nucleotide messenger RNA. NCBI's taxonomy places the organism in Eukaryota, Ciliophora, Oligohymenophorea, Peniculida, Parameciidae. The record is from the annotation of a GenBank genome assembly.